Messenger RNA from Halteromyces radiatus, 2448 nucleotides. RefSeq names its product protein transporter SEC23. The transcript is spliced from 10 exons. NCBI's taxonomy places the organism in Eukaryota, Fungi, Mucoromycota, Mucoromycetes, Mucorales, Cunninghamellaceae. The record is from RefSeq and is a predicted model, not a curated record. Gene Ontology annotation, cellular component: endoplasmic reticulum exit site; COPII vesicle coat. Gene Ontology annotation, molecular function: zinc ion binding; GTPase activator activity. Gene Ontology annotation, biological process: intracellular protein transport; endoplasmic reticulum to Golgi vesicle-mediated transport; COPII-coated vesicle cargo loading. The coding region runs from base 73 to 2364 and encodes 763 amino acids.
CUUUCUCUCUCUCUUUUUUUUUUUUUAAAAAAAUAAAAAUACUUUAUAAUACAUCCUUAAUUCUCAUCCAAUAUGAAUUUCGAUGAAAUAGAAGAACAGGAUGGUAUUCGGUGGUCCUGGAAUGCUUGGCCAUCAUCACGUAUUGAAGCUACCAAGGCUGUGGUUCCUAUUGCUUGUCUUUAUACACCUUUGAAAGAACGUGAAGACUUUGUACAAAAUCCUAUUUAUUAUGAUCCAAUUACUUGUAAAGCACCUUGUCGAGCUAUUUUAAAUCCAUAUUGUCAAAUUGAUGUUCGUGGAAAACUUUGGAUUUGCCCAUUCUGUCUUCAACGUAAUGCCUUUCCACCUCAAUACAAGGAUAUAUCAAACACCAAUCUACCACCUGAAUUAUUACCAAAAUACACCACUAUUGAAUACAACUUGAAUAGAGUGGCACAAAUACCUCCCAUCUUUCUUUAUGUUGUUGAUACCUGUUUGGACGAAGAUGACCUAAAAGCUUUGAAGGAUGCUCUUGUGGUUAGUCUAAGUUUAUUACCAGACAAUGCUUGGGUUGGUUUGAUUACUUAUGGCACUAUGACUCAAGUUCAUGAACUUGGCUUUCAAGAAUGUCCCAAAUCAUUUGUCUUCCGUGGAACUAAAGAAUAUUCAGCAAAACAAAUUCAAGAAAUGUUGGGACUUGGUGGUAAUGCUUUUCGACCAGGUCAACCUGCUCAUAGACUUGGACAACCUCCUCAGGCAAGCAUGUCAGCUAAUAGAUUUCUACUUAAAGCCAGCGAUUGUGAAUUUGUCUUGACAUCUAUUUUGGAAAAUCUACAACGUGAUCCUUGGCCAGUAGCAAAUGACAAACGUGCUCAACGAUGUACUGGUGUUGCUAUGAGUGUUGCUGUUGGUCUUCUUGAAACAACAUUCCCCAAUACUGGUGCCCGUAUAAUGCUAUUUAGUGGUGGUCCUGCAACUGAAGGUCCUGGUAUUGUUGUUAGCACUGAAUUACGAGAACCUAUUCGUUCUCAUCAUGAUAUUGAAAAGGAAACCGCCAAACAUUAUAAAAAAGCAAUCAAGUUUUACGAAAGCCUUGCAAAGCGUGCUGCUACAAAUGGUCAUACCAUCGAUAUUUUUGCGGGUUGUUUGGAUCAAAUUGGUUUACUGGAAAUGAAAUCAAUGGUCAAUCACACUGGUGGUUUUAUGAUUUUGGCUGACUCAUUUAACACUGCUAUUUUUAAACAAAGUUUCCAACGUGUAUUCCAAAAAGAUAGUCAAGGACAUUUACAAAUGGGUUUCAAUGCUACUUUGGAUGUACAGACAACUCGUGAACUCAAGGUGUGUGGUUUGAUUGGUCAUGCUGUGUCUGGCAACAAGAAAUCAACCUAUGUUGGUGAAACUGAAAUCGGUAUUGGCAAUACAUCAUCAUGGAAAAUGUGUUCAGUGACGUCUAAAACGACCAAUGGGAUUUACUUUGAAGCUGUGAAUCAACCAACAGCACAACUACAACCUGGAUCAAGAGGCCUGAUUCAAUUCGUUACCCAUUAUCAACAUUCCAGUGGUCAAUUUCGAUUACGUGUUACAACGGUUGCUCGCAAUUUUGCUGAUGGUCAAAGUCCUGAAAUCGCCAAUUCAUUUGAUCAAGAAACUGCUGCUGUACUCAUGUCUCGUAUUGCUGUAUUCAAGGGUGAAAUUGAUGAUGGUCCUGAUGUUCUUCGUUGGUUGGAUCGUAUGCUUAUUCGUCUUUGUCAACGUUUUGCUGAUUAUCGUAAGGAUGAUCCUCAUAGUUUCCGUCUAUCCGAGAACUUUUCUAUCUAUCCUCAAUUUAUGUUCCAUCUUCGUCGAAGUCAAUUCUUACAAGUCUUCAAUAAUUCUCCUGAUGAAACAGCUUUUUACCGUCAUGUAUUAAAUCGUGAAAAUGUGGAUAAUUCUUUAAUUAUGAUUCAACCAACAUUGACAUCGUAUGCAUUUGAUGAAUCACCUCAACCUGUCUUAUUGGAUUCCAUCUCAAUCAAACCAGAUGUUAUAUUACUUUUGGAUACAUUUUUCCAUGUCCUUAUCUUCCAUGGUAGUACUAUUGCAGAAUGGCGUCAUGCAGGAUAUCAAGAUCAAGAAGGUUAUGAAAACUUUAAGCAACUAUUGGAAGCUCCUAUUUAUGAUGCUCAAGAUUUAUUAAUUGAUCGAUUCCCUAUUCCUCGUUAUAUUGUAUGUGAUCAAGGUGGAUCUCAAGCACGAUUCCUUUUAUCUAAAUUAAAUCCUUCAACUACUCAUGCAUCUAGUAGUCCUUAUGGUGAUCCUACUGGUGCUGCAAUUUUCACUGAUGAUGUUAGUCUACAAGUAUUUAUGGAACAUUUGAAAAAGCUCUCGGUUGCUGGUACGUCUUGAAAUAAAAUAAAAUAAAAAAAUAGUUUAGUUAUUGUCCUAUUUCUCCCUUUCAAAUAAAAAGGAAAAAAAAAUGUUUACUCUUUA